Messenger RNA from Elaeis guineensis (African oil palm), 1455 nucleotides. RefSeq names its product aquaporin NIP6-1. Gene Ontology annotation, molecular function: channel activity. Gene Ontology annotation, cellular component: membrane. Gene Ontology annotation, biological process: transmembrane transport. Lineage: Eukaryota; Viridiplantae; Streptophyta; Magnoliopsida; Arecales; Arecaceae. The record is from RefSeq and is a predicted model, not a curated record.
CCUGAGCCCACAAUAGAAGCCGGAGGGACAGGGAAUAAGAAAAGAGAGAGGUUAAAGUAUACUUCCUCCAGGGCACCGCUUCCACCCUCCUUGGGUCCUUUCCUUUCCUCCCUUGUCUUCUCCGAUGGCGGACAUCGGCGACGACGGCGCUUCCACUCCGGCGAGCCCCGGAUCGCCACUCUUCGGCGGGCACAAGGCUGGCCGGGCCGUCGAUGGGUGGCGUUCGCUCCUCAACCACCGCAAUUGCUUCCGAGUUAAGCCAUGGACCAUCGACGACGAUGCCCCGAGCCCCCUGACAUCCCUUUCCCUUGCAAGAAAGGUAGGGGCUGAGUUCAUAGGCACUUUCAUGCUAGUCUUCGCCAGCACAGCCGCCGCAAUCAUCGAACACCAAUCCGGCGGUGCCGUCACCCUCUUUGGCGUCGCCGCCGCUUCCGGCCUCGCCGCCAUGCUUGUCAUCCUCUCAACCGGCCAUAUCUCCGGAGCUCAUCUCAAUCCAUCUGUCACCAUUGCCUUUGCCACCUUCAAACACUUCUCCUGGGAGCAGGUGUUGGUAUAUAUUGCAGCGCAAAUGUCUGCAUCACUCUGUGCAGCAUUUACACUGAAGGCAAUCUUUUAUCCUGUUCUGGGAGAAGGCGCAACGGUGCCGAGUGGUAGUGUGAGUGCAGCGUUUGUAAUGGAGUUUAUUAUAGGAUUCAAUCUCAUGUUCGUUACCACAGCAGUUGCAACCGAUUCUAGAGCUGUGGGGGAGCUUGCCGGGAUUGCGGUAGGAGCGACUGUCGCAAUGAACAAUCUCAUUGCCGGGAGGAUUAGUGGAGCAUCCAUGAACCCGGCGAGGACACUGGGCCCGGCGGUGGCGGCGAACAACUACAAGGCCAUAUGGGUGUAUUUCACGGCACCUAUCCUUGGGGCCCUUAUUGGGGCCGGAGCCUAUUCUGCUGUCAAGCUCCCAAAGGACGACGGUACACCAACAGCGCGAAGCUUCAGAAGGUAAUGACCACCAGAGGUGGUGGUUCUUGUCCAAAAGGAACAUGACACCGGCUUUGUCAGAGGCGCUGUAGCAUACCUAACUAUAUAUGUCCUCUCAUUUGGAUCAAAGUAAUUGUAAUUGAAGCAACGUAGUGGUUGCGUGGGUUACUUUAAGGUCCAUAUAUCUGUAGUUUAUGACACGCAAAAAGCAAAAAAGUAAUUAAAAAGGUUCACACAUUGGAGGGUCCCAUACGGUAUGGAUCCAAUAAGAAAUUUCCUGGGAAGGGCGGAGGUCGGAGAGUUGAAUGUUGUGGGAGAAUAUAUUGAUGCUGGUAUAUGCUUUGGUUUGGGAGUGGAAGCUUCUGUUUUCUUUUUUGUUCUCAGUGGGUUCCAACGAAGGCUUCGGUUAUUUAAAUGAUGGAAUGUGACUUUGAUAAAAUAUUUGUGUCUGUCGUAUUAAUAGAUGCCCUGAAAUAUUUGUUAACUUUA